Molecule: messenger RNA, 1522 nt
Organism: Pectinophora gossypiella (pink bollworm)
Lineage: Eukaryota; Metazoa; Arthropoda; Insecta; Lepidoptera; Gelechiidae
Exons: 8
Coding region: 243-1166 (307 amino acids)
Source: RefSeq, a predicted model, not a curated record
AUCUACCUGCUUACUACAAAAGCUGUUAAAUUGCGCGCCUUUCUCGAUUUUUUUAUAAACGCAAAGCUCGUGUAGAGGAUGAACGUGUUGGGACAUGUUCGCGGCAAGCGGGUUGAUUCUUGUUUUGUUUGCUUCGAGCUUCGCCGGCCCUCGCAACUCGGGUUGUUUUGAUCUGUCUCGCUUGGUGUGCACUCGUUCAUAGUUUCAAACUUACGUAAAAUACGCGUUACUUCUACUUAAAAAUGAUUUGCAUGGAACUUUUGUUUGUGCUUACGACAUGUGUGUGGGCGCAAGCCAUGCCAAUGGGUUGUAGUGAGGACGCACAUUGCCCGAGUGGCUUCUACUGUGAAGCCAGCGAACUGUUCUGCCGGGAAUGCCUUCGGUGUCAGGACCUGAAGCGUCAGUCUCCACCGACACUGACAACUUGCAUCACUUCUGUUACUCAAUGUGGCCCUUGUUUUUCUGAACUAAUAGAAGACAUAGACAAUCACUGCGUGUCGCCGGAGAGUGGGAAGCAACUGCUCCCUUAUGAAUGGGCGGUGAUUGCAGUGUCGCUUGUCUUGGCGGUGUUAGUCUGUGCUGCGGCGGCGUACAUUCUACGCAACUUCCACACAUUCAAGAUACGCGCCUCAACGCGGACGUCGGUUCAUUCUCCCGAGGAAAGCAUCGUAGCGGCGAGCGCGCCUCACCCGCCACCCCCGUAUAACGUCGUCGCCGCGUUGCCACCCGCCAGUCAAUGCGAAGAAUCCCUGCCUUUCAUCAAGCCAGUAUCCUCGCCGCAUAGAAGCGAGGCUCGCGAGUCCGCUGGUAGUCAAUCUGCGCGAGUGUUCAACAAUCCUUCUUAUGUACGCACUUUACAGCCCAGUUACGAGAUCCCAACGGAACACGAUGAAAUUUUGCCGACGAUCCAAGAAAACAUAUCUGACAACGAACACAAUAUCAGCGCCAACUCGGUGUCACGGGCUGAAGGUUCCACUACAAAUGUGUUGAGCCCAGCGCCGCCUACCAAAAUACUACGAGUUGGACAGGACUCCAACAAUAACAGAGACAGUGACGUCGGCGACAGCUCGUCCCAGCCCCCCCUCGCUCACGGCGGGACCGCGUUCAUCAUCAACGUCAUUAAAAACGUCAACGCGGUGCAACAGCGAAACGAACUGACGCUGUGACGUCACACGUCUCUACUUAGUACCUAGUUACUUAGCUUACCUCAUUAUUUCAAUGUCCAUUCCAUUACUCAUGUUGGAUGGAUAAAAGUUCCGGACAAAAUGUUUUGUGUCCACUUUUGUAGUGUAUGAAGGGCAAUAUACCUACACCAUGCAUGUCGGCAAUAUUAUAUCGACGGCUUUAUUGGCGGCUUUACUCGUGCAUGAUGUAAAACUAAGUGCGCAACGGAGCACGUGGAUUUACGCAAGUCGACCACAGCCAACAUGUCGCCGAAAUGGCGGGUGGAUGUUGCCGACUUGAUUCUUUUUAUAGGUUGUGUCGGCGACUUAGGUAGAAUUUUCUGACGCACAAGGCCUAA